Molecule: messenger RNA, 1191 nt
Organism: Aspergillus steynii IBT 23096
Lineage: Eukaryota; Fungi; Ascomycota; Eurotiomycetes; Eurotiales; Aspergillaceae
Exons: 4
Coding region: 1-1191 (396 amino acids)
Source: RefSeq, a predicted model, not a curated record
AUGUCUUCUUCGACCACUUAUGAAUCCACUUAUAUUGAAGUCACACCAGAUAAGCACGGUGCCUUUGUGAUCAUUGCCAGCUUAGUUGGGCUGAUCUGGAGCGUGUUUAUCAUUGGAAUUCGAGUUUAUUUACGAAUGCGUCUGACUCCCCCUUUCGGUUGGGAUGAUCUAGCUGCUAUCUUUGGUACAAUUGUUGGUGUGAUUCAAACUUCGGUCACACUCGAUGCGGUCAAUCAUGGUAUUGGCACGCGUGAGACCUUAUUGACAUCCAGUGAGGCGGACAUCGCCUUGAAGAGGCUAUAUGUGUCUUGGCUUCUCUAUCCGGUCGCCGUGUGUUCUUCGAAAGUCUCCAUCGCGCUCCUCAUUGCGCGUCUCACGAGAACCAAAUAUCAUCUCUGGGCAAGCUAUGCACUUACAACACUGAGCUUGCUCUGGGGCAUAAUCUCAAUAUUUCUUAUUGCCUUUCAAUGCAGCACGCCUCAACCGUGGAAUAUUGCAGCUACUACUCAGUGUAGCACCAUGUUUGCUCAAUGGGCGGUGGUAGAAUCUGUGAACAUGGCAAUUGAGUUGCUCAUCCCGUGCCUGAUAAUUGCUAUGAUCUGGUCGCUUCACAUGCCUCUCGGGACCAAGAUUACAGUGGUCCUAGCCUUUUCUCUACAGCUGCUGUACGUUAUCCUCCUCAUCCACUACGUGACCUUAAAAACUCACCAUAUCCGAUCCCCUAGAGUCGUCUUUCCUACAAUCAUCCGAAUCCUCUUCCUUCAACAAACCACAACAACCCCAGCCUCUCGAACAGACCACACCUUCACCCUCACCAACUCCACCCUGAUCACCGAAGUCGUCAUGCACUUUUCCCUCAUAGCAGCCACCUUCCCCUGUCUUCGCAAAUUCCUGCAAGCCUUCGAUAUGCACAUGGGCGCCACCACCAAUCUAACCAGUGAAGGAGAUACUGGAUCGAGCAGCAUUGCGUUGAAGUCGUUGGAAAGAUCGCCCAACCCGGAGAUCUAUCGAGCGAUGCCCCCGGCCCCUGGAAUGGGCACCGUGACUGUCGUGUCUACCGUCUCCCAAAAGAGCCAGGACUCUCGUGGCGAUGUGACGCCCGCUGAGCGGAGGAGCGAGGAAAGCGAUGGCAGUCAACGAGUGAUGAUCCGGAAAACGCAGCGAUGGGAGGUUGUGUCGUCUACACACUAA